GGAAGAGAGACUGCGGCGGGGGGCCCCGGCCGGGGGACAGACGCGGGAAAGUGCGGAUCGCAGAGGCACUUGCCCACCCCGCCCUAGGCCGACCCGGCGGACGCGGCGUCUGGUGCGCGGGCGCUGGGGAGGGUCCCAGGUCUCCCCGCUGUGCUGCCUGAGGCUCGGCAAUGGCCCAGCAGAGAGCCCUGCCCCAGAGCAAGGAGACGCUGCUGCAGUCCUACAACAAGCGGCUGAAGGACGACAUUAAGUCCAUCAUGGACAACUUCACCGAGAUCAUCAAGACCGCCAAGAUUGAGGACGAGACGCAGGUGUCACGGGCCACUCAGGGUGAACAGGACAAUUACGAGAUGCAUGUGCGAGCCGCCAACAUCGUCCGAGCUGGUGAGUCCCUGAUGAAGCUGGUGUCCGACCUCAAGCAGUUCCUGAUCCUCAAUGACUUCCCCUCCGUGAACGAGGCCAUCGACCAGCGCAACCAGCAGCUGCGCGCACUGCAGGAGGAGUGCGACCGGAAGCUCAUCACGCUGCGAGACGAGAUCUCCAUUGACCUCUACGAGCUGGAGGAGGAGUAUUACUCGUCCAGUUCCUCCAGCACCAUCCAUGUGCUUCAUCUUCUCAUGGGGGAGGCCGUCAUCUUUCCCGAUGUAUGAAUGAGGUGACGGCCCAGGAUCCAGCCUUGGGGACAGGUAAGAACACAGCUGACCCAUCACCACCUGAACAAGAGAACCCCACAGCCAAGCAGAAGGCACCAGACAGACAGGAGCUUGAGGCGCAGUCCUGGCUCUGGACCUGGCUUCUGGGGUGGCCUAGGGAAGUUGCUUCCCCUCUGAGGGAGAAUUUCCCCAUUGAUAUGUGUGGUGAUCUCUUCCUGCACUGUUUUAGCUGUGGAAAUGCCUUGUACUUAACCACUGAGGAAGAAAAAGAUUACAAACAGAUGGAAGCAUAUAUGAAGCGAAAGCCUGGAAGGAACUGGCCAGACUUUGUGGUGGGAUCCCACUUAUCCUGUUCCUAAAAACCUGAGCGAUAAGACCUGCCAUCAGCUUCAUUUUCUGCUUGGCCAGGACCAUCAUUCCCAUGUGAAAACCAAGUUAUUUUUCCUUCUUAAAGCCAAGCCGCUCUGCUGACCGCUUUUCCCCUCCAGCUUAUGGCCUUUGGCAGCUGAGCGCCACAGGGAAGCAGCUGAUAACCAUUUGCAGUUCUCUCUUGGGCCUACCUCAGACAGGUUUUGUCUCCAUGACUCUAGCAAAACUACACAUAUUAAGGUCACCAGUGGCUUCCACGUUGCUAAGCCCCGGCCCAUCCUCAGUCCAUGUCACUCUUUUAUCCCAAGCUUUUUAUUUUGAGGGCAGUUGAACUCAUGGAAGUACUUGUCAGUUUGCCUCUCUGAGCACAUUCUCCUUUGUCCAUCACCACAACCAGAAUGGAUGAUGAUUGCAUAUCCUCUAGUAUCUAGCUGUGUUCAGAUUUCUUCAGUUGUUCCCCAAAUAGUUUUUUUAAUGCCUUUUUUUUUUUCUUUCUGGUCCAGAAGUCUUUUUUUUUUUAACACCUAUGAUGCCAUGAAUUCAUAGGGAAGAGGUUCCAGCAGCUCAGGCUCCUUCCCAUUGGUUCUCACAGUGUGCUUCUCUGGGUGGAGCAGGCUGGCGCUUCAGUUGAAUCCAGGUACCUUUCUCUUUGGCUUCCCUCUUUUUCUGAUCAUUUUCCUUCACGCGUUUCAGGAAGCUAUCUCGGCUCUUAGAGUGCUUAGUGUGCUCAAUAUGCACAUUAAUUCUCUUGGCAAGAAUCUUGCCCUUAGUUGUUUACAACAGUGCCAACAGCAUGCUGGGGAACACUGUAGACUCUCCCAGUCUAGCCAUGGUGACACUUGUGGGGCAUUCCUUUUUGAACAGUAGCCAUUCCCUUGAUGUCUACAAUAUCACCUUUCUUAUCAAUUCGCAUAUAUGUGGCCAAAGGAACAACUGCAUGUUUUCUAAAAGGCCUAGAGAACAUAUAUCGAGUGCCUCUCCUCUUUCCCUUUGUGUUCGUCAUUUUCACGAAUUACUGGAAGAUGGCAGUUCCAGCUGAAAGGCUUUUAUGCCUAUUUUUAUUGUGUGUUGCAUUUGGUUGUAUUUUGGAGUCUUAAAAUCUAAAACAGGACCAGGUCAGGCCCGGUGGCUCAUGCUGUAAUCCCAGAACUUUUAGAAGCCAAAGCGGGUGGAUUACUUGUGGUCAGGAGUUUUGAUACCAGCCUGGGCAACAUGCUAAAACCCCGUCUCUACUAAAAAAUAUAGAAAUUAGCCAGGCGCGGUGGCUCAUGUCUGUAAUCCCAGCACUUUGGGAGGCCGAGGCGGCAGAUCACCUGAGGUCGCGAUUUCGAGACCAGCCUGACCAACAUGGAGAAAUGCUGUCUCUACUAAAAAUACAAAAAUUAGCCGGGCGUGGUGGCCCAUGCUUGUAAUCUCAGCUACUCGGUAGGCAGAGGCAGGAGAAUCGCUUGAACCCAGGAGGCGGAGGUUGCAGUGAGAGAUUGGGCCACUGCACUCCUGCCUGGGCAACAAGAGUGAAACUCCAUCUCAAAAAAAAAAAAAAAGAAAAAGAAAUUAGCCAGGCAUGGUGGCACACGCCUAUAGUCCCAGCUACUCAGGAGACUGAGGCAGAACCCAGGAAGUGGAGACUGCAGUCAGCUAAGAUGACACCACUGCACUCCAGCCUGGGAGAAAGAGUGAGACUCCCCAUUUCAAAAAAUAAGUAAAACAGGACCAAAGUGGUGGUGAGAUGGGAGUGGGUCCAGUCAGAUUCUGGAGGUGCUCUGAAGGCACAUCUGACAGGAUUUGCUGAACCAUUGGAUGUGGGGAAUAAGAAAGGAGUCAGUGUUUUCAAGGUCUGGCCCAAGCACCUGGAAGGAUGGAGCCGCUUUAACUGAAAAAAGGGUUGAGAGUGAGAGGAAGAGAUGGGGCUUGGGGGGUCAGAUGCCCAUUCUGAACUCAGUAGGUGAUGGUGUUAAGAUACCCAGCAGUUCAGGGGAGUCAUCAGCAGUGUCACGCCUAUCCUCCAUGAAACAUCACCUCUAGGCUGGUCUGAAUGGCAGUGGUAUGUCAGAACUAAUUAACCUUAGUGUCACUAUAGUUGGCAUUCAACCUCCACACUGCUAAAUUUGACUGCCUUUUUUAAAAGUGAAAAAAAUACAUAUUUCUUGAGACAUCCUGGCACUCCAGGCUAGAAUGCAGUGGCGUGAUCUUGGCUCACUGCCACCUCUGCCUCCCCGGUUCAAGCGAUCCUCUCUUCUCAGCCUCCUGAGUAGUUGGGACUACAGGGGCAGGCCACCACGCUUGGCUAAUUAAAAAUUUUUUUUUGUGGAAACAGGGUUUCACUGUGUUGCCCAGGCUGGUCUCAACUCUAGGGCUCAAGUGAUCCUCCCGCCUUGGCCUCCCAAAGUGCUGGGAUUACAGGCGUGAGCCACUGUGCCUGGCCAAAAAAAAAUUUUUAAGUCACUCAGAAGUUAGGGGAAGAAAGUUUAGUUCUGUUUCAAAUACAACAGUUCUUACUGUUUCUAAUAUAUAUAUUAGCAGCCACCUUUUCAAAUUGUAAUUUAAGACUCUUAGGUUCUCUCUUCUCUACCAACCGGGUGGCCCUGGAAGGGGCUCUGGGUCCUUAACUAGCCUGUAAUUUUUCCAGUGCAGGAACUGGGGUGUGGUGGUCCCAAGCCUCAGGCCAUGACGUCUCUUUUCUCCUGCCCCUAGUGAGUUAUUAUAAAGGCCACAUCUUGUGUUAAAAAUCGUAGUGUGGGCCGGGCACGGUGGUUCAUGCCUGCAAUCCCAGCACUAUGGGAGGCGGAGGUGGGCAGAUCACCUGAGGUCAGGAGUUCGAGACCAGCCUGGCCAACAUGGUGAAACCCCGUCUCUACUAAAAAUACAAAAAUUAGCUGGGCGUGGUGGUACACGUCUAUAAUCCCAGCUACUCGGGAGACUGAGGCAGGAGAAUUGCUUGAACCCGGGAGGCGGAGGUUGCAGUGAGCCAAGAUCUUGCCACUGCACUCCAGCCUGGGCGACAGAGCGAGACUCCGUCUCCGGGGUGGGGGAGGAAAUCGUAGUGUGUAAUUCUAUUUUUCAGAGCAAAAGCCACUCCCCAGGGGGGUCUUCCUUGAACAUGCCGGCUCCCUCCCGCCCAACACUUCUCCCUUUUCCCCUGGGCUUUCUUUGGCGCUCCCCUCACCUGACAGUCACACGCUUGCCAGGUUUAUCAGUCACUUCUACGGCAGACACUCGCCGAGAACACAUCUGUGUGUGUGACACACUGCUUGUGUCCCCUAGGACCGAACCUAGGGCCUGCCACGUGCCAGGCGCUCAGUCUGCGUCCGCCUGAGACCUGAGGCCCCCCCACCCCAAAGGGCGGAAUGAAUGUACUACUGGUCAUUCAUUCAUUUCGCCCCUACUUAUGGGCGCCUGCUGUGCCGGGGGUGGGGGUGAGGGGAGCGCAGGAACACGUGCGGGACCGGGGUGACAGAGGCACUGAGGACAGGCCUCGGAGGUCUGCUGCUGCACCCACUCCGGGCGGAGAUUGGCUGCCCACAGUGCUGUGCGCCCCGCCCCGCGCGCCGCUUCCGGCG
This is a messenger RNA of Pongo pygmaeus (Bornean orangutan), 4582 nucleotides long. It is a transcript of the gene MED22, whose product is annotated as mediator complex subunit 22. The transcript has 5 exons. Gene Ontology annotation, biological process: regulation of transcription by RNA polymerase II. The record is from RefSeq and is a predicted model, not a curated record. Gene Ontology annotation, cellular component: mediator complex. The coding region runs from base 171 to 650 and encodes 159 amino acids. Lineage: Eukaryota; Metazoa; Chordata; Mammalia; Primates; Hominidae. Gene Ontology annotation, molecular function: transcription coregulator activity.